GUUUGUUUCGCUCGGGCGAGGAGUACGUCUCGUUUCACCGCGAGUUAAACUACUUUUACGCCGUCUCUGUAGAGCGUAACCAACCGGUUUUGAUUUGAAAGUGAGGAGUGGCGUGGCUAGAGCCUUUGUACUAUACACCCUAUUUCAGUGAAUAAAAACUCCUUACCUAGUGUAAAACUCUUUAAAAAGUGACUCAUUAUUGGAUCGCGCCUAUCUUUCGAAGAUCGAGACGGAAGAUACAUCUCCCCGUUGGAGUGACAGAGAAAGCCACAGUGUCCGGUUCAUAAACCAGUUUGGAAAGGAUAAAGUUUUUUUUAAAAGAGAGUGGCCGUUUUUUUCGAUCUCUACGAAUAGUUAUGCGUGGUGUGUAGUGUGCAGUUUAAAUAGUGUUCGAAGUUUAAAAGUGGAUUCAAGAUGGCCGCCGUUCCCGCCUUUUUUGGAUUGUUUUUGCUAGCUGUUGUAACAGGUCAAGUGGUGGACAUAACGCCGCAACAGGCGGUGCGGAGAGUGGGCGAAGACCUCAUCGUCACCUGCAAAGUUAACUACCAGGCCGAGGCUUGUCGGAUGAUAGUGGGGCAGACCUCGUACCUGCUACGGCCAGGUAACCAGGAUGGAGAUGUCAUCUACCACGGGCCGGGACUGGAUAAAGGCGUGUGCGGCAUGCACAUACGUCGGGUGAAGGAAGAAUGGAACGGGAAUAUCUCCUGUAUGAUACCACCUCCGCGCGGCAGCAUCGAGCUGCAGGCCACGAUGAGGCUCAUCGUAGCGCACGCCCCCGAGCUCCCGGUCCUCAUUGGUCCCCAGCAAACUACCUUCCACGAGGGCGACCGUUUCGAGGCGCAGUGCGUCGUCGCCAGGGGCCGACCAGCCGCGACUAUCAAGUGGUUCCUUGACGACGAAGCUCUCCUCGGCUCUGAACUCCACGAGCCAAGCACGGAAGGCGAGUCCACUAGCGACCUGGUGACCGUGCGGCAAAACGUUACCCGCGUGCUGAGGGCCGACGACUCUGGACGGAGACUGACCUGCCGCAGCGAGCAUGAAGCGCUGGAGCAGUACAGGGAGGCUUCCAGGCAGCUGCAAGUGCACUACCCCCCGAAACGCGUGGACGCUGACGGCAAUCAGUUGACAAUCUUCGGCCUGAAGAUCGGCGACCAGGGCCGACUCAACGUGACCGUGCGCUCCAACCCACCGCCGAGCGUGGAGUGGACCGUGGGGGACCAGGUGCUGGUCGCGCCGAAUCAGAACGGUGAUGGCACCAUCACCGCCAUGCCGCCUGUGCCCUUGGGCAACGGCUUCUACAACCUGACACUGAUCUUAGCUCGAGUGGCGAAAGAGGAUGUCGAGAGGACGUACUUCCUCCGAGCGGUGAACGAUCUGGGACGAGAGGAGGUCGCAGUUCGUAUAAGCACCAUGGAUGAGCCUGCGGCCGGGCCUCAGCGAUCUGGCGUGGAGUUGGACACGGGAGCGAUCGUGGGCAUCGUGGUUGGCGUGCUGGCGUUGCUGGUGGCCGUCUUCCUCGUCGUGUUCGCCAAGGCCACCGACCGGUGGUGCUUCGCAGCUGGGCGCGGUCGAGAUCACGCCAAGGCUUCCGGAGAAUCGACGCCCGCGGGGGAUGUGCUUUUGACCAGCCUCGCCGCUAGACCUAGCGACACGGAGAGCGCGGCGGGCGGCGGCGCGCGCGAGCGACAGGGCCGGUUGGCCGCGCUGGGCGCCCGGGUGCGGGGGGUCCUGCCCAAGGCCAGGGACAAGGUGCAGGCCACGGAGGCGCAGGGCGCGGAGGGGGACGAAAAGCCGCUGUCAGAAGAAAAGAAAGGCGUAGUUUACGCUGAACUGGCGCUAGGCGAACAGCCAGCGGCGAAACCCCCGCCGCCGUCCACUGAGUACGCCGAGAUCGUGUACACCGAACAACCUCCUAAGGAAAACAAGGAAUAGGCUAUGUGUAGAUUUAACACUCUGAGGGCAAUGACGGGCAAUUUUUUUACUUACACAAAGGGUAAUGUUAGCCACUGAAUAUAAAGCAAAGAGUAAAAUAAGUCAGCCUUCUGAAACGAAUACGUAUCCAUUUGGCUAAUUUAAUCAAGUUACGCAGUAAAGCGUAGUGCAACCGAUGGUGACAAAAAAUGGAAUAAAAUGAAUGAGUGGUUCACUUUAAAAAAACUAACAGAGAUAUUUCGUUUGACCUCGCUGCACUAAUUGUACCACCAUAUUUCAACGCAGAUCAAAAGUUGAUAAAAAUGUUUGACACUUUUGUGUCGUUCCCAAUAAGUUUUAUUAUAUCUCUUCAGAUUAUCAUACACCUUUCUAAUUAGAAUUAUGACAAAUAUGGCAAGAUGCCAUAACGAUUUAUUAAAUAUUAAGUGCACUUGAUACUUGUGAUUGCUUUACAAUAUUUUUUGAAUGUUUAUAACAGGAUUUUUGACGUAAAAUUAUUAUAGGUUUAACGAACGCGGAAUUUUAUCAUAAUUGUCCAAUAGCGUCCACUAAUAAAAUAGUUCGGUAAAAAUGUCGCCUAUUUGCUUGUCCGUCCUUAAAAGAAACUGAAUGGGCCGUGUACAAAACAUAAAAUAACAAAACAUCACACAAAAUGUCAAAAUAUCUUAAAAUGUUUGUCCACCGACAAAGAUAUUUAUUAUGAUUAUUUUUAAAAUAUUCGUGUAGUAUGAGGUAGCAUCUUACUUGAGAGCUUUUGAUGUAUUCUAUAGUCACAAGAGGAACGAAGGGAUAUGUUGAAAGAGAACUUGGCCGCGCACUGCUCGUUGGAAAUUUGAACAAAUUAGCACGUAACACGAGUUGUUACGGAAUUUAUAUUACAAUAAAUAAAUUUAACAAAUCAAUUGUAAAAAGUACUAACUACAAAAAUCAACAAUUAUGGACAAAUUUUUGAUAAAACAUUUAAAAUUGCAUAAUUCAUAGCACCUUUUAACAUAUUCCCUUUUUUCAAACUCUUAAUUAAAAACAUGGAGAAAAUCUCAAUUUAUGAAUUAGUAUAGAAUAUGUCGUGUGUGCUUUCAACUGAUAUUAUAGCUAAAAAAUUAAGUAAGUGUAAAAAAUAUUAUUUUAAUCUUAAGCUAAGACUUGGCAUAUAACCGCCUUGCGUACGUAUUAUUGUACAAAAUGUACCUUUGUACCAUUAGGAAAGGCAUUUCUUUGUUCUAGAAAUAGCUGAUGCUUUUUGUAUCUUCAAUUUAGUUAAAACUCAAUCAAAUGUAUUUUUCUUUUUAGAAAAAUGUCACAUGUAUUAAUUUGCAUUUCUCCUUCUAUACUUUCUAAUUUAUAAUUCAUAAAGCAGGGCAAAGUAUAAGGAGGCUUUAUUGUUUUUUGAUAAAAAAUACUCUUAACAAAGUGAAGCGUACAUUUUCCAUAAAUACACUCUUUACUACCAAUCAAUAUAAUCCUUACAACUUGGCCUACCCACAUCCUAUUAUACACUUUUGAAUUUUUCUUUCGAAGUAGUGUUUUAUCAGUUGGAUGCUGAUAAACAAUAGCGUGUCAACCAACAUGGGCAUUGGUUUGAAAAUGACGCCUAAACAUUUUUUUGUGGUUAUGGCUAAUAGAUUUAUGUCAGCUGUUUUUAUCAUUUAUUAUUAUUCGGAGGUUUCAAAUAACUUAGUUUACAUUUAUAAAAUAUAGACGAGACGACAAGCUAUAAUUUGGAAUGAAUAUCUCAAUUUUCGAAUUUUUAUGGGUUGAC
Hyposmocoma kahamanoa is the source of this 3691-nucleotide messenger RNA. RefSeq names its product fasciclin-3 (gene Fas3). Gene Ontology annotation, biological process: cell-cell adhesion. Gene Ontology annotation, cellular component: cell-cell junction. The record is from RefSeq and is a predicted model, not a curated record. Lineage: Eukaryota; Metazoa; Arthropoda; Insecta; Lepidoptera; Cosmopterigidae. Gene Ontology annotation, molecular function: cell adhesion molecule binding. Bases 415 to 1932 code for a protein of 505 amino acids. The transcript is spliced from 15 exons.